AGUACUCUAAACGUCCCUUUUCCCACUGCUCGACUGGCCGCAACCGCCCUCAAGGCCAUUCAGGUGGACCCUGAGCUCUCCCCACUCGUCAGACGACAGCUCACCGUUGUCCCGGCGCCAGCAUCAAAGUCAACCCAAGGUUCACCAAAUGGUCAAGAUGCAGAUGUAGAUGCAGAUGCGCGGUUCCUUGAGGUUCAGUACAGAGCUACAACCAAUAGAAUGCUCCGUGUCGCCGUCAACGGCUUCAUGGAGAGCUUGAAGCUCGUGGUGGAGGUUAUGGAGCAGCUAGACACUGAUGUCCUUGCUCAACAACAU
This is a messenger RNA of Fusarium graminearum PH-1, 315 nucleotides long. RefSeq lists its product as uncharacterized. The transcript has a single exon. The annotation marks the transcript as partial. The record is from RefSeq and is a predicted model, not a curated record. Lineage: Eukaryota; Fungi; Ascomycota; Sordariomycetes; Hypocreales; Nectriaceae.